Messenger RNA from Paramacrobiotus metropolitanus, 3728 nucleotides. RefSeq lists its product as uncharacterized. NCBI's taxonomy places the organism in Eukaryota, Metazoa, Tardigrada, Eutardigrada, Parachela, Macrobiotidae. The record is from RefSeq and is a predicted model, not a curated record. The transcript is spliced from 2 exons. Gene Ontology annotation, biological process: G protein-coupled receptor signaling pathway. Gene Ontology annotation, molecular function: G protein-coupled receptor activity. Gene Ontology annotation, cellular component: membrane. The coding region runs from base 2636 to 3595 and encodes 319 amino acids.
GUGGCCGUUCUUACCGCAUUUUCGGCAUGGCUGAUUGCGAAAUCUGCAGUCUGCCUGAUCGUGGUUCGUCCCACCGCAUCGGUAGCAGGGCUUCGUCUUCCGCGGACUCUGCUGUCUCGCUGCGUUGCCUCUUCCAGCUUUCCGGAUGACCUUUACCGAGGUGGGUAUAUCCUCCUCCAGGUUAUUGUUCAUCUUUGCUUGCUCCUGUCCCGUCUCAAACCUUCUGGCAAGCUGGAGUGUUUCAUCAAACGACUUCAGCUCUUGUGACAUAAGGUGUCUUCUCGUUGUAUCGCUGUGAACUCCCGCAACAAAUACAGCGCUCAGCAGAUCUUCCAGUAUGGCCCCCGGGAACUUACAUGUGUAGGUCCUGUUUCGCAGUUCAUUAGAGAACUGUACCAAUGACUGGCUGGACUGCUGGCGUGUUCUGAAGAAGGAUGCCCAUUCAGUUGUCUGAUAGGUCACCUUGAUAUAUAUGUCGUCCAGUUUCUUCAGCAGCUCAUCAUACGAAAAUUCGGUCGGAUCUUUCGGUCGGCAAGCGCUGACAACAUCCUGAAAGGCGCGCAAUUCCAGGCUGUUAAUCAGCACUUCCUUUUGCUUCGCAGCUGUAGUCUCUGUGAGGGACAGGUAGUUUUUAAGGAGGGACUUCCAGGAUGUCCAUUCAACCUGAUCCGGGUUAAACCGGAUCAAGUUCUGGGCUUUUUCUUUUGCGGCAGUCAUUGGGGAAGACACUGGGGAAGUAUCAGAAGUCGACGUGGAUGUAUCGACCGAUCCGGGCAUACACUCGCUUGAGUAAUACCGCCUUCACGCCAAUGUCGUAUAUGUAAUACGCUUUAAUAUGAAUAAUAGAGUAAUAGCACAAAGUCUCAGAUUCUCGUACCCAGCUGGUAAUCGUACUAAAUCAUCAGUAUUAACGCACACCACAACUCAUGACCUUUUGCACUUAGCAACAUCAUACACUACACCAAAGGAGUUGCUACGGCAGUUAGCCGGCACUCCUCCGUAAGCGAUUCAGUGUUAUAAAUUGGCAAGAGAAACUACGGUAAUCAAGCCGGAUCUCUUGAAUACGAAAGGGGGCCACAAGCGGCGAAAAAGAGAAAGACAACAGGUGGAAAUUUUGAUGGGGUAAACUUGAUGCGGCAGUCAGCCGGCCUCAUUAGAGUUGCUACGGCAAACUAUGCCGGCAAUCUCUCUAAGCGAAUCAGUGUUAUAAGUCAACGAGAGAAAUAGCGGUAAUCAAGCCGGAUCUCUCGUACCGAAGUUGGGCCACAAGCGGCGAACAAGAGUCAAAGAUUUAAUGUGGAAGCAUCGUGGGGUAAAUUUAAUGCGGUAGUUAGCCGGCCCCAUCGGAGAUGUUACGGUAAACUCUGCCGGCACUCUGGCCGCUCGAGGCAUAUUGGAGUUGGAUGUGCGACGGAAAGGUCAACUUAAAAGUUUUACCAGGGAGGCAAGCGAAGAAAUGCUUGAGAGUCGGCAAAAAUCGGCUAAGUUCCUCCAUGACCUUUAAUCGAAGUUUGAAGUGAAGUUGGAUGACCUUUGGGAUUAUUACCGCCCAACAGAGUCAUCGUAUUGGAAUUUAAGCCGUAUGACCUUUUGGGACCAUUAACCCAAACCGAGUCGCACAUCACAACGGAUCAUCUCAACAAAGGUUGACCUUUACCAGGGAGGAAGCGAACUACGCUUGUCUAUACGACGUCCCUCCAUGACCUUUAAUGGAUCUCAUUUGAAAGUCGUACAAUUGAUACGCACCGUAUUCCAAAGAUUGAAGCAGUAUUCCUAAGUCGUACUUGAUACGCACCCGAUUCUCAAGCUGAUUGUGAUGAAAGUCGCAUUACACAUGCGCGGGAUUGCUCAACAGAGCGGAAUGGGCCAAAGUGCGGAAAACGGUGGACAGGACCUGUGACCUUUACGAGUCAGAAAUGGAGGAUCCUAGUCUACAUUUGAUUAAUACUUUUGUUGAUCUUAUAACUGUUGAUCUGUUUUUGUAUUAAAAUUGAUAUGGAAUAGUAUUUUGAUACAGAUCUCUUUAUUUUCACAUAGUGCAUUUGGAAUUGAUGUGAUAAAUGGAAUAAGAGAAUUUGAUGUUUUUGAGCACGCACAGACACCGGCAACCGUCUUUUCGUGGAUUCGGGAGUGUGUCCAGCCUCAACGGAGCUCGGCAUCCCCCCAGAGGCAUGUGAGACGAGGCUCACUAGCGUUCACGCCCGUGGCGCUAGGCGCUACGCCUUCGGAUUACGGUCUGUGACGUGUCUCGCUCUGAUUGGCUAGCUUGAGUUGUGUUAGUGGGCGCGGCUUAGCACGUGCUGCACAGUGUUACACACUGUUGAAUUGGUUCUACGAUUUACGAUCGAGCUGUGCCGAUCACUUGUUGAUUUCUGGUCUCCAGACUUUCAAUAUUAUAAAAAGUCAGCGAUUACGGUGCGACGUUUUGUGUUUCCGCAUAGCUCGCGAUCCAGGUCGUAUCGCUCACUCCACAGGAUAGAUCCCGUUUCUGUCUCUGUCUCUGGAUCCAUUCUGGAUCUAGCAUUAGAAGUGUUACGGAACAAGAACAACGCAAUUCCAAGCAUUUAAGUUCGUGCGACCCUGGACAGCAAAACCAACAGACUAGAACAACAGGACUGCAUAUUUCACAGCAAAGAUGAAUUGUAUCGAACCUGACGCUAACAGCACGGUGACGGGAUUGAUCUGGAACCUUCCUGCCAUGGCGCGGAUCAGCAUCGGCAUAUUGCAGAUCUUCCUAAAUUCCGCCAUGCUCGUGGCUAUCGUAAUAUACAAAGAACUACGGACCUCCUUUGCUGUCUACCUCGCAUUCCUGUUUUUCCUCAACGUAAUAUACGCCGCCAGCGCCUAUCCUUUGGAGAUCAUUCGCCAAGGUUACUGGGGCCGCUACUGGCUGCCCUCCAGCGUGUGCACCGUGCACAUGUAUCUCUUCUGGGUCAUGUCCGCCGUACCUGUGCAUAUUCACGUUCUGAUCACGUUAAACCGAAUCUGGGCGAUGACCUUUCCCGUUUCCUACAAGAAUGUCCAUGGCGAAAAAGUGGCGCUGCUGCUGUGCUGCAUAAUGACCGUGUACGUGCAUGCUCUGUGCCUGCCGGUGGUUAUUCUGGACGCCAUGUACUAUCGUCUUCCGGAAAAAGAGAACGGAUGCUUUCUCAAUACGGAAUCCCAAAUGGUAGCCACAACAAUAAUCUCCAUCAUAAGCUGCGAUGUGCCGAUUGUUGUCGUCGUUGGUGCCUAUCCGUUUCUAUACUACAAGCAAGCGCGGCGAGGAAAGAAACUAACUGCAAGCGCUUCUCGCACUGGCGCAUCAACAAAUGUGACAAACAAAGUAGGACAGUCGCCGCGCAGCACCCGCAGCAGCUCAUUAUCGCAUCCGUUCCUCGUCUUGACGUUGCUAACGGUAAGCGUCCUCAUCCUGUGGACUCCCAAUCAGGUUACGUGGACGAUCGGAUGCGUGACAGCUGUCGGGGAUAUGCCCGGUCUCUGGCACACGUUCAGUAUUUUUUACCUCCUCCAAGCUGUCUUUGAUCCUAUUUUAUUUGCUUUUUCACUCAAUCGUUUCCGGAACCUCCUGGCUAACUUGAUCUGUUGCAAGUAACAAGCAUGAUGCAAAUUUCAGGAAAAUGGUUUCUUAUAUAAACAAGCCUUGCGAUCGACAAACAUGUUACACCUAUCGUGUCGGCUCAACGUGAUUUCGAGGAGACUGCUUAAUUAGAUUCUGCCGUGUUACG